GAUGGCUAGUGAGGUUUAGAUUAUGUUGAGCCCUAUCUUUGUUCUAUGGGAUACUGUAUAUCCCUUAUACACGUAUGGCUCCAUCAUCAUUAUUGCAUUAAUUAUUUGGCAAGUUAAAAAGAACCUGCAAGAAUUAAUGCUGGGACCUAACAGGAGCUGUUGCCGCCAUCACUGGAGAGUCAAAUAAAGAGCUAAAGAUAGAACAUCAAGAGCUAGGAGACUUCCCCAGGAGGAGGCUGAGAAGCCGUGGGAGCUGCUCUCUAUCAUGAAAAGCCAAAGCUGGCUUCCUCAGGAGGGAAGUGUGCGGAGUAUCCUGUGUACAGACACCAGCUUCCAAACCUGUGAUCGCAUGGCCCUGGAGAUUCAGCAUUUGCUGCCAGCUGUCCAGUUAACCAAUACAAUCAACAUCCAUGACGACUGGACUGAGCACCUCAAACUAAGGCAGGGAUUUCAAGUGCCAGAGGUGCCUUGGGGCCCAGACAUGAUGUCUUUUUCAAGCCUUCAGGAGCCUAGAAUUCUGAUGAACCAAGAGGAGUUGACACACAGCGACACCAACCUUGUCUACAGGAACCAAGAGCAGCAGCCCUUGAUUUCCCAAGUGUCUCUGCUGACCCUGAACCAAGAAAUCACUACCUUGACACAUCCCAUAGCCUUGCACAUGGCAGCUGCCCUCCCUGCCCAACUGCCAUUCCUCUGUCCUGAAGUCCUGAGACUUCUUGAAGUUCAUGUGAAAAAAUGGAUGCAUUUCCAGAGGUGGGGGCUCCCCAGACGUGUGGAGGAGUCCCUGAGGCAGCUUAUGCCAAACCCACCAUUCUUUUAUGGACCUGAACAUAAUCAACCAGUUUCUUUCCUCCAAAAUACUUCUGAGUUUGCUUUCGAGAAUUUGGGGGCCAUUUCCUACCAGACCUGGGGUUCCUGUGUGACGGCCAGCCCACCCAGGCCUUCUGGGUCUUGGAAUGGCCCAUUAUGGACCCGGAACAAAGACACCACUACCAGCAAAUCCCAAACCAUGUGGCUUGGACAGCCUCUCCCUCUCCAGCCCUUAGAACACUUUAGUGGCCUCUACCCAUUUCCUGGGCAACAGGUUUAUGACACGGUGGGCCGUUUGCAACAGAAAUACAGCCAGCUAUUCUGUGGCCUCCCUUCUCUACACAGUGAGUCCCUAGUUGACACUGUCUUGGGCUCUCAAGGCUUCUCCACAAACGGUAGCAUGUCCAGGUACCCCUUGAAUGAUCCUUUUCUCUUCAAGGGGCUCUCCUUCCUCCCGGUGCUGCCUACAAGUCCAUCCCAGUCAGCCCCACCGUCUUUCCCAUCUUCCCCCAGUUGGGUCGCUCCAUCUGAGCAGCGAGCUCAGGUCAGUGUUGCAUUUCUGACUCUGGCCCAGUGUGAAGCCUUGGAGUGGCACCUGCUGCAGAGGCAGCUCCAGCAUCAGUGGGGUUUGCCAGCUGUCUUCUACCCACACUUGUUUGACCAGGCCAAGGCAAUACUGCGGAGCCAUAUCAACUCCAAAAGUGGGCAGAUUCAUCAGGGCAAGGUCCCUGCCUGUGUAUACAGCUCCUGGGAGUGCAUAAUUCCUGGGAGCCUGGAAGUGACUCCCCGCACCUGCAUCCCAGAAAGCAAGCCCCUGGAGCUACAGGCAGCAGCUGGCCCUGACCUCCAGCAGGCAGUUAUGCCCUGGAUGCCAACAGCGCCUGAGCAGCAGCAGGCCUCACCAGGUGUUGUCAGUGAACAUCCUAAGCUGCCCCGAACCCUGUCCAAGAGAGCCAUUGAGAAACUGGAGAUGACUUUACGACACAAGUAUCUGGCCUUCUUGUCAGGGCUGCCUGCUCUUUAUUCUGUGACUCUCUCUGGGGCCAUGGCACCAGUAGUCACUACCCAGGCUGUAAUCACAGAGAUGGUGCCUGGACCUGACAAAUUCCCAACAGAGCCACUGACUCGGAGGAUCUCCUCUGAUGAGCAGCAUCUAAGUCCCGGGUCCGGCUUUCAGGAUGCCAGUGAGACUUGUGCAGACAUUGCAGAUGAGUUCCUGCCUGAAGUGGAGGCAGAAGGAAUGACUGAGAUGGUGCCUCCAGACAGCCAACCAGAGCCAGCUCGAGCCUACUCACUAAAGAAACCCCUCUUAGCCAAACUAAAUUUCCACCUGAGAAAGAAGAUCCUAGAGGUACAACUGGAAAUUCCCAUAAAGGCGAGGGAGUCCAGGGAACAAAGGGCAGCGAUCUCAGAGAACAUAUGCAGCCAGGAGUCUCCUGGAAGUCUAAACAACCAAGGAAAAGCAUUGCUCCAGGAACUCCCCAUCCCAGCAGACAUUCCUCAUGACCCGGGUCCAGAACGGCUCCACCUCAAAGAGCAGCUGCCCACUGAGUUAAAGGCAGUGAAGCAGAACCAGAAGCAGCCACGUUCCAGAGCAGUACCUCAAGGUUCUGCCCACUGGGCCUCCAAAGUCUCACAACCCAGUGGAGACACAGCAGAGGCCCGGGUGCUUUGUGUUCAGCUGGAAGGCAGCAUGAACAGCCCCAGCCUGCGGGAGCCCUGGAGUCGUGAGCCCCAAAGCUCUGGCAAGAGCAAGGACUUGGCCCAAUCCCAGCAUCGCCCUCAGCUUGACCUCCCAGAGCUACCUCCGGGAGUCCCUAGGGGGAAGGAAUCCAAGAAGCAUGGCCUGCCAGAUAGUCAAACCAAGCUCAGUGUCAUCCGCAAACCAGCAAGGAUUCCUGAGAAUGCCCGGCCUGUAGUGCCCCAGGUGUCACAGGGCCAGCCUCUCCUGGGCCAGCUCAUUCAGAGCCAGUCCAUACCCACAAGAGCCCCAGCCUCCCAGAGUGGCUUGAGAAGCAAGAUGAAAUCCUUUCUGAACCAUAUUAACCCCAAGACAAAAGGCCAAGGGCACAGGGAAUCCAAGUUCUUUACAGCUGAGAAAGUGGCCAACACCGGAAAAGAGAAUGUAGCAAAGAGCCUGGCUCCAGCCAAAAGUCCCAUGGGGCGAACUCAGACAGAGAAGGCAAGACAGAGAGGGCGAGGCCCAGUCUCCCCCCACUGAGAAGUGGGGCCUGGCCUUCGUGGGUGGCCCUCACCCCCCAGACAGCAAGCUCGGGCACCACUCCCAUCCACUCCACUCGGCCUCAGUCCUGGGCCACCCCCGCCACUGCCCUCAGCACUGUCCCCGAGUGGCUUGUGCCACCCAACAAAGGAAACCGCCCUAACUCUCAAGCCUCGUCUCAGAGGGAAAUGCUGGUCUGCUUAAGAUGACCCUGCUCAAGCCACGCUGUGGGCUCCCCAACGUCCUCAGUCCUUGGAGAGGACCAUUACUGUCAUUUCAUUGUUGUGCGGGUGGGGCAGAGCGGCCCCCAAAAUACACUCUAUAUCUCUAAUCAGUUUCUGUCUGCUCCUUCCCUCCACUCUGGUGUGUUCAGGGAAGGCAUGGUAGAGGCUACACCCAUCCGUCCAGUCUAUGGAAGCUUUAUCCCACAGUGCAGCUGGGGCAGCAUUCCACACAACUCCUCCCAGCCCCACCCUGGAGAAGGAAGGCCCUUGUGGAAGGUGCACUGAAGGGAAGGGUCAAGCUUCGAUUCUGUCAUGACCUCCAUGGCGUCCUUUGGCCCAGAAGAGCACUGUGGACAUGAGCAAAUACUGACAGGAAUCCACAGGCAGAAUUCAUUCAUGACUUCUGUAUACACCCCCAAUCUGGAGGGGACGUUUUUAGAGGAGUUCCACAGUACUCCAACCUUGAGGAGGUGCUUGUGUUUAUCAAAAGCACACAGCUAAUAA
Molecule: messenger RNA, 3759 nt
Organism: Manis javanica (Malayan pangolin)
Lineage: Eukaryota; Metazoa; Chordata; Mammalia; Pholidota; Manidae
Source: RefSeq, a predicted model, not a curated record